Messenger RNA from Macrobrachium nipponense, 803 nucleotides. Its product is annotated as nucleoporin p54-like. The transcript is spliced from 3 exons. The record is from RefSeq and is a predicted model, not a curated record. Gene Ontology annotation, molecular function: structural constituent of nuclear pore. Gene Ontology annotation, cellular component: nuclear pore; nuclear pore central transport channel. Gene Ontology annotation, biological process: nuclear pore organization; NLS-bearing protein import into nucleus; protein localization to nuclear inner membrane. NCBI's taxonomy places the organism in Eukaryota, Metazoa, Arthropoda, Malacostraca, Decapoda, Palaemonidae. The coding region runs from base 33 to 476 and encodes 147 amino acids.
AGGAGGAGUUUGCUAAAAGUCUUCAUGCUAGCAUGGAUAACAUUCUGGAUGAAAUUGCCCAGUUGAAACACAAGCAAACAAUAGUUAAAGCAGCACUACAAAAUGCUAAAUGGAAGCAAUCUAAUCUGACUCGUAGAAUAUUAAAGCUUGUUUCAGCACAAGAAGUAGAAAGAAAGCGUGGAGUUCCGUUAGAUCAAACAGAAGAACAGAUUCGUAUGAGAUUAGAGGAUUUAUAUCUGCAGUUGAUGCAACCUACACAGUACAGGGGCUGCCUGAAUGAGCUCAUGGCACAGAUGUCUGUCAAACCAGGGAACUCGAGAGGAAAUCCACGCUAUGGUUUGGUUGGGGACAAAGAAAAGGACAUAACACUAUAUAUUGCAAAGCAACAGGAUGCCCUUCAGGCUGUUGUAGGUGUGCUGAAAGACGAUAUGCAAACUGUAGACAAUAUUGUUGAGGAAAUUCAACGGAAAGGCUAAUUCUUCUUUAUUUGAAACUUGUGUUUGAUGUUCAUGGCAAUCAGAUACCCAGGAAAAUGUGGUGCAGUUGUCUUUUGUAGGACUGUUAAAUAAAAUAAAUCAAAGUAUAUUUACUAUUGUGCCAAGGAAUAUUUAACAGUAGUGUACAUGGAGGAUUUUUAUUACCAUAAAUUUUAACUGACAAAAAUGAAAAAGAUUCCAUGUAUCAUUGAGAGAGCACUUUUAUUGUCUGACAAGGAUAAUUUGUAAAAGAUUGUGUUCAGAUGAGAUGUUAGCCCUAGAUAAUAUGGAGGCCUUUGUGGUUUAAUAAACAUUUAUAUGGAGAUC